This is a messenger RNA of Balaenoptera ricei (Rice's whale), 1968 nucleotides long. RefSeq names its product heat shock protein family B (small) member 8 (gene HSPB8). Gene Ontology annotation, biological process: cellular response to unfolded protein. The coding region runs from base 521 to 1111 and encodes 196 amino acids. Gene Ontology annotation, molecular function: protein homodimerization activity. NCBI's taxonomy places the organism in Eukaryota, Metazoa, Chordata, Mammalia, Artiodactyla, Balaenopteridae. Gene Ontology annotation, cellular component: protein folding chaperone complex; nucleus; cytoplasm. The transcript has 3 exons. The record is from RefSeq and is a predicted model, not a curated record.
GCCGCGAAGGCCCCUCCCAGCCCCCCGGGAGCCCAGCUGUCCCCUCCGCGGAUUCUCUGGGGCUGGUUCAUCACCUCUGAAUACUCCUGUGACAGGAGGUGCUUGCAGAACCCGCCUCCAGCCCCAAGCAGGAAUAAAUAGAAGGCACCCAGCCCAGGAGAAGCAAGAAGUUUCUAGACCUGCGUUCCCGGCUUAUUAAGCUCUCCGCUCCACUCCGCGGCUCUGGCUGAGAGCCUGGACGGCCUGGGCGGACGGUGGCUGGCUGAUCUCCGGUGAGGCUGUGUGGAGAGGGGUCCUUGAGAAUUCUGCUGCACCAGCCAAGGGUCGCCUUCGGUGGCUGGAGAGUCUCGCGGGGCCGGAACCCCAACCUGGUGUGUGCCUCCGUCCUUGGCAGUGGCAUUUUCCGAAGCUGAAGAAUAAGCUUGGAAGGCCAGUGCACCCACAUCACCUUGCUGUGUGACCUUGGGCAGGUGGCUCCCUCUCUCUGAGCCUCUGUUUCCCCUCCAGCUCAGCGGCCGCCAUGGCUGAUGGUCAGAUGCCCUUCCCCUGCCAUUACACGAGCCGCCGGCGCCGGGACCCCUUCCGGGACUCAUCCCUGUCCUCCCGCCUGCUGGAUGAUGGCUUUGGCAUGGACCCCUUCCCCGACGACUUGACUGCCUCUUGGCCCGACUGGGCCCUGCCUCGACUCUCCUCCGCCUGGCCGGGGACCCUGAGGUCGGGCAUGGUGCCCCGGGGGCCCUCUGCUGUGGCCAGAUUUGGGGUGCCUGCCGAGGGCAGGAGCCCGCCCCCCUUCCCCGGGGAGCCCUGGAAAGUGUGUGUCAACGUGCACAGCUUUAAGCCGGAGGAGCUGAUGGUAAAGACCAAGGACGGAUACGUGGAGGUGUCUGGUAAACAUGAAGAGAAGCAGCAAGAAGGUGGCAUUGUUUCCAAGAACUUCACAAAGAAAAUCCAGCUUCCUGCAGAGGUGGAUCCUGUGACAGUAUUCGCCUCGCUUUCCCCAGAAGGCCUGCUGAUCAUCGAAGCCCCCCAGAUCCCCCCUUACUCACCAUUUGGAGAGAGCAGUUUCAACAACGAGCUUCCCCAAGACAGCCAGGAAGUCACUUGUACCUGAGACCCCAGUCUUGGCCCUUCCUUGUUCCCUCCCCAACCCCUGGGCUUCUUUGAUUCCAGGAUACAUUACUUUAGCUGAACUCAUAGAUUUAGUGUGACUGAAAUGUUGGGGGUCAGGGUGGAUUGACCAGAUUCCCUGGAGAGUGUAAUAGUAGGUUUCUCCGCAAGAUGGCGCAAUUGGCAGGUCGUGUUCCGCUGCAUUAGGCCAAGAUGCUGGGAGUUUUUCUUUCUUUACCUUUUCUAUCGUGAUGAAAAUGUUGCACAUUCUACAGCUGCAAAACAAAUAAAAGGGGACAUAACAUUUCACAUUGUAUCUUACCUUGCAGCUAAUGCAAGAGUUGCUUUUCUCUGGGGACCUCCCCAUCACCCAGGUUCCCAUUCUGGGCUCCCAGUGUCCAUGCCUGCCCCAGGGUUUGGUUGACGGAGCCCAGUAGCUCACACCACUGUGUUUCUGCAGACGUGGUUUACACAGGGUUAUAGAUAGGUCUUACAUCCCCAUAUGGGAUUUAGCCAACAACCACAUGAAAACAAACAGUGCUUUCUGCCCUUCACCCAGACAUUUAUAGCACGUUCCCAAGCUGGCACUCCCCAAGGACUCUGGAAGCCCCUUAGUUUAUUCUCUGGCUAAGGUCCCCCCUUUCUUGUGUCUCCUAUGUCCAAGUCGGGAUUUUUACACAGGGGGCUGUCUCCAGACAGCUCCACCGGGAACCAAGCAAAGGCCAGACUGUCUGGCAGGCGGACUAGUGGUCCUGUGUAUAUGGGUGGGACGUGUGUGUCAUUGUUAUUUGAAUUGUGCUGUCGUUUAGGGGGAAAUAAAAGUAAGUAAUAAUAAUAAUAAUAAAGGAGCUGAUGUUCUUA